AUGAGAGCUUCCAAGAUUUUCUCAGCUUUGCUGUCGGUUGUUUCGGUCAAGCAUGCCCUGGCCCAAAAUUACACCAAUGCCUCGACAAGUGCUGUACCAAGUUCCACUACUGUCAACGGCACUGCUGUUGCCAAUCCCAGUGCCUUUGUGACCGAUCUGCAGUUGUCUGUCGAAGAUCUUUGGAACUUCUUCGUCGGACCAGUUGAUGUCGCAGAUAUAACCACUACCGUCCAAGCCACCCCUGUUCCAUCGAGCUCUUUGAUUCCUCCGCCUUAUAUCGGAAACUACGCAUUUCCUCCCGGCCGCCAGGUUCCGUUGGUCACAAAGAAUGAAUCAUGGAAUUUUCCAAAGAACUUCCAUCUCGGUGUUGCGGGUGCUGCAUUCCAGAUUGAAGGCGCUGCGAAAGCUGACGGAAAAGGACCAUCAACCUGGGAUGUGAACAUGCACCGCGUCCCCAAUUUUGUCGCCGACAAUAGCACAGGCGAUAUUACAGAUAACAACUACUACCUGUACAAGCAGGACAUUGCACGUCUGGCAGCCAUCGGUAUCAAUGCAUAUUCUUUCUCUAUCGCCUGGACGCGCCUCUUUCCUUUCGGCUCAGGGCCAGUCAACGAGCUCGGUAUAGCUCACUACAACGAUGUCAUCGACACCUGUCUCCAAUACAAUAUUACGCCAAUGGCGACCCUAUACCACUGGGACAUGCCUGCUCUCUUACAGAACAAGUAUGGUGGUUGGCUUGGUGAGCAAGUCGUUGGAGACUUUACUGAGUAUGCUCGAGUAGCAUAUAGUCGCUUCGGUGACAGGGUCAAGCAUUGGUUUACGAUUAACGAACCGAUUGUGAUCUGCACGCAACAACAUCCGAUGCCUGACGGCUACUGGCGAAACUUUUCCAUUCCAAAGAUCGAGCAACAGUUCGUAUGUGGCCGAAAUAUCUUGCUUGCGCAUGCGCAGGCCUACCGACUGGGCAAGCCAAUCAUACCAGACAGCUCGAUUACGUUCAAGCACAAUGGAGGAUACAAGAUACCCUUGACCAACAGUUCUGCUGACGCGGAAGCCGUACAACGAGCAUGGGAUUUCAAUGAAGGUUGGUUUGCAGAUCCAGUCUACCUUACUGGAGAUUGGCCUUCGACUGUCAACGAUCAUGUCUCGUCCUUCCUGCCUCCUUUCACAUCUCAAGAAAAGAAUCUCAUCCGUGGAUCCGCAGACUUUUUCGCUCACGAUGCCUAUACAGCCCAAUUCUACAUGGCUCCUGAUGAAGGCAUCGAAUCCUGCAUCUCGAACUCCAGCAACCCUCUCUAUCCGACAUGCGCUAACAGCACGUAUACCUACGGACCGGCUCAGGGCAACUGGGUCAUUGGUCCCGCAGCCGACCCCCACUCUCCAUGGCUUCACCGCGCAACCGACUGGUUCCCAGCCUUCAUGUCCUACAUCAACACCACCUGGCCAACUCCAGCAAUCCAAGUCACUGAAUUCGGUUUCGCAGAGCCUUUUGAAAGCUCCAAGACACUGCUUCAAGAUAUCCUUUGGGAUCCAAUCCGGACCUCGUAUUUCCAUGACUACAUGGAGGCUAUCCUCAUCUCAUUGAGCGAAGGUAUCAACAUCACUGGAGCACUGGCUUGGAGCUUCGUAGACAAUCUGGAGUGGAACCAGGGAAAAAGUGUUAGGUUUGGCAUGCAAUAUGUCAACUUCACAGAUCCUGCGCUCGAGAGACAUUACAAGGCUAGUUUUUUCGAGUACACCAACAUGUACAAGACGUACAGUAUGUGA
Messenger RNA from Aureobasidium namibiae CBS 147.97, 1767 nucleotides. Its product is annotated as glycoside hydrolase. The record is from RefSeq and is a predicted model, not a curated record. The transcript is spliced from 4 exons. Lineage: Eukaryota; Fungi; Ascomycota; Dothideomycetes; Dothideales; Saccotheciaceae. Gene Ontology annotation, molecular function: beta-glucosidase activity. Gene Ontology annotation, biological process: carbohydrate metabolic process. The coding region runs from base 1 to 1767 and encodes 588 amino acids.